Molecule: messenger RNA, 2680 nt
Organism: Trichogramma pretiosum
Lineage: Eukaryota; Metazoa; Arthropoda; Insecta; Hymenoptera; Trichogrammatidae
Product: interferon-related developmental regulator 1
Exons: 6
Coding region: 810-2102 (430 amino acids)
Source: RefSeq, a predicted model, not a curated record
CUUCUCGACUAGUACACAUUGAGAAAGCCUCGUAACCGCGUGGCUCGCUCUCGGUCGUGUCGUUGUCGCUGAUUGCAACAUCGUAGCUGCACACUAAGCAACGAUUCUCUUGCAUUCUCAACUUUUUUCCUCGCUCGAAGCGAACUAUAUAACCCCGAAUUGUCAGUCGUCGAGUAUACAUACGCAUACGCAUAUCGGGCAACAACGUCGGUUCAUACGUAGCGAGUUCACGUUCACCAACAAAUCCUUGUGUGUGAUCAGAGUAUCCGCAUCAAAUUGUCGGGUCUUUGUGGCAGCGUGCGCGCAUCAUGUUAAUAAGUUUCCGUCGGAUUAUUCUUGUCGAUGAUGUCGAAGCAGUUUCAACAGCAGCAGCCUCAGUCGAUUUUUCGGUAUUAGGAUCGUUCAAUUGUGUCAAGAGUAGCAAUCGAUGCAUCGCCAUCAACAGUGUUUUAGCCAACAGUAUACGAAGGAAAAUUAACAGUGCUAGACAUUUACCCUCUUGAUCGAGGCGUUCUACUUAGGCUCUUUCAUCUCUCUCUCUCUCUCUCUCUCUCUUUCUGUCACUCACGCAUUACAAAUUCAUUCUAUUUUUUCUCUCUUCUCUCUUACUUUAACUCGUUAUAGCAAGUUUACCUCGUCAAAUUCUAGUGCAAUCGGCUAAAUACAGCCGCAAAAAUAUAGUAAGCUUUGCAUACAUAUAACGUUCACUCAUCAUAAUCAUAAACGCAUAGUCAAGAAAAUUACGCCGAGACAACGUCGUAGGAUCGUACACCGAAUUAUCAUCCAAAUAAAACGUUGGAAUUUUCAAGAUGCCAGGCAAAGGCAAAAGAAGAAAAGCUGGUAGGCGUAACCAUCCUGACUCUGAUGACGAGUCUGUGACGGAUACUGGUAGCUACAUUUCGGGCUCGGACGCUCAUAGUGUCCUGGACGAGGGUAAUGAUAACAACGAGGUCGAGGAAAUUUACGAACAGGACUCUUACAAUGAUGAAAUUGACGGCCUUACGUCCAAAAGUGCCCAGAGCCGAGUGUCCCACUUCCGUAAGGUCGGCAAGUCUUUUACCGACAAAUAUGUGCCGGAUUUCAUUGAAGAUCGAAAGUUCACCCUCACAGACGCCAUUGAAAGAAGCUUGAAAAAAGGCAAGGGAGAGGAACAAAGUACUGCAGCUAAACUGAGUACCUUGAUGUGUGCACAAUUGGGCGAUUAUGCUGAGGAUGUAUAUAAAGAUCUUAAACCAACAAUGACUAAAAUUGCCAAUGAUAAUGCAGCCUCGAUUGCUGGUAGAUCUGAGUGCUGCUGGUCUCUUAGCAUGAAUCAAUUUUUGUCCGGCAAAGAUCUUAGCGAAUUUUUAGAGUUAAGUCAGCUAUUAUCAAAUGUAUUUGCUGGUUCUUAUUUGAAAGGAAAUGGUGCAAUGGCAAAAGUUACACCUGAACUUGCUGUACUCCAUGCUGCUGCAAUUUCAUCUUGGACUUUACUUUUGACAACAAUGAAUUCUGGUGACAUAAAUAAUUUACUGAAGAGUGCACAAACAAAUACCUCUAUGCCAUCUCUUGAUCAAUUAAGUGGAUUGCUUCAAUCACCUCAUUUAGAUGUGCGUAUGACAGCAGGUGAAGCAUUGGCUGUAAUUUUUGAGUUGGGACGAAAUUAUUCAGAAGAUUAUGAGCAAGAUUGGGCCGAAGAAUUAGUUGAAUCUUUGAAAGAAUUGGCCACUGAUUCAAAUAAAUUUAGGGCUAAAAAAGAUAAAACUAUUCAGCGAGCUACCUUCAGAGAUAUUCUGCGUUACAUUGAAGAAGAUAUUACUCCAGAAACUCAAAUUAGAUUUGGAAAAGAAACAUUAUUUUUGGAAGGAUGGUGUGCUCGCACUCAAUACAAUGCUUGUUGCAGAUUACUUGGUCCUAGCAUCAACAUUCAUUUGACUGAAAAUCAAGUGCUUAGAGAUGUGUUUAAUCUUGGCAACAAAAUCGUUGAACCUAUUGGAGAUCCAACAAAAAAAGUCCCUAAAUUUCAAAAAACUUUGAUGAAUGCUGCAGCUUUUAAAGCUCGCACUAAAAUCAGAAACAAAUGCAGAAGUAAGCGCUCAGCCGAUUUGGCGGACGAAUUUUAAUUAUUUAUCAUGACACGGUAUUGAUGUACAUUUUUUACUUUUUGGAUCAUUAAAACAAAAAUUUACUUUUAUGUUACUUUUUUCAUUAUUGGCAUUCGAAAUUAAUUGAAUUAUAAUUUAAUAUUAGUCAUGUUGUUCUUGGUACAUAAUUAGUGCAUAUUUCAAGAGCAAGAACUUCAUGAUAAAGAAUGUAAUAAACUGAUGUAAUUGAGUUUAACUUUCAUUUAAAAAUGUAGCAUAAUGAUACAUAUUUAAUACUUUUGUAAUCUAAAGAUACACAUCAGAAAAGAUGUGUAUAAUUUAUAAUUGUAUAUAUAUCACAAAAAAAAAUUUAUCAGGUUUUUAAUAUUUUGAUUGAUAAAUAGGUAAAUUGUGUUAAGUUUUGGACACGUAAAAUUGUUGAUUUGUUUGUGAGAUUGAGUAGACAUCGUUUUCCAGUUUUAGAAAAACUUUGACAACGUUAAUUUUCACAUUGCUUUUUAUUUAGUCAAGUAUGUAUGCUCAGCAUUUAUAGACAAAAUAUUAAAUUUAAUAUAUUAUUAUACACUGUAUGUAAUAAAUCCAAUAAAAAUAAAAAA